Messenger RNA from Passer montanus (Eurasian tree sparrow), 2782 nucleotides. RefSeq names its product MOS proto-oncogene, serine/threonine kinase (gene MOS). The transcript has a single exon. NCBI's taxonomy places the organism in Eukaryota, Metazoa, Chordata, Aves, Passeriformes, Passeridae. Gene Ontology annotation, molecular function: ATP binding; protein kinase activity. The coding region runs from base 51 to 1100 and encodes 349 amino acids. The record is from RefSeq and is a predicted model, not a curated record. Gene Ontology annotation, biological process: protein phosphorylation.
CUUUCCAGUCUUCUGUCUUAGUAGCUGCCUGUUGUUUUCUCCUUCAUAUUAUGCCAUCACCUGUUCCUCUUAAUCGUUUUCUUUCUUUUGAGUAUUCCCCCUCCGCAAAUUUGCGCCCCUGCAGCAGCCCUUUAGUUAUCCCUGGCAAAGACAGCAAAAGCUUUUUGGGGGGAGCCUCUUCAACCAGGACUCAUCGCUUGCCCUCACGCCUGUCCUGGUGCUCCAUUGACUGGGAGCAGCUCUGCCUCCUGCAGCCCUUAGGAUCUGGGGGCUUUGGCUCUGUCUACAAAGCCACCUACCAUGGUGCAACGGUGGCUGUGAAGCAGGUGAAGAAGAGCAGCAAAAACCGGCUGGCAUCGCGGCAGAGCUUCUGGGCUGAGCUGAACGUGGCCCAGCUCCAACACGAUAAUGUGGUACGUGUGGUGGCUGCCAGCACCUGUGCCCCGGCCAGCGAGAACAGCCUGGGCACCAUCAUCAUGGAGUAUGUGGGUAACAUCACUCUGCACCAUGUAAUUUAUGGCACUGGGGAUGCAUGGAGACAGGGGGAGGACGAUGAAGAAGGAUGUGGAAGGAAGGCCCUGAGCAUGGAAGAGACCGUGUGCUAUUCUUGUGACAUCAUGACAGGCUUAGCCUUUCUGCACUCACAGGACAUUGUGCACUUGGACCUGAAGCCUGCAAAUGUUUUCAUCACUGAGCAGGGAGUGUGCAAGAUUGGAGACUUUGGGUGCUCCCAGAAACUGGAGAAGGGCUCGUCCCAGAGCGCCCGCGUUUGCCAGCAAGGGGGCACGUACACACACCGUGCCCCUGAGCUCCUCAAGGGGGAGAGGGUCACUGCCAAAGCGGACAUCUACUCGUUUGCCAUCACCCUCUGGCAGAUGGUGACGCGGGAGCAGCCGUACCUGGGCGAGCGGCAGCACGUGCUUUACGCCGUGGUCGCCUACAACCUGCGCCCUUCGCUGGCCGCCGAGGCCUUCCAGGGGUCAGCGGCCGGCUGCACCCUGCGCGGCAUCGUCAGCUGCUGCUGGAAGGCCAACGCAGAGGAGCGGCUGCGUGCAGACCAGCUGCUGCCCAGCCUCAGGGCCCUCAAGCAGAGCCUCUAGGACAACUCGGCACUCUUUAUAUUCCUUGUGUCCACUUUUCUUUCCCUCUACUCUUCCUCUAACUAGUUUAGCCACUGUGAGAUCUAAAGGUUUUGUUGCUGAUUUUUAUACUUGAAAAAAACAAACCCCAAACUGUUUUGAUAUAAGAAAAUUUAAAAUAAAGAGAUUAAUGGAACUGGGGUUUUAUCCUGGAAGGGAAUAGUGGCAAAGAUGAAGAUGCUGGCAGACACAAUUUUUGUCUGGUUGAUGUGUUGUGUGCUGCCUUGCUCACUAGGAAAUGUGACGUGCAGAAAAAUUAUUGGUUGUAAGUAAGUGAAGUACAAACAAGGGUCUGCUUUUGGAAGGUUCUUUAUGCAUAAUACCUUUUGGUAUUUUUAAAAUGUCAAAUAUGAGUAGUUCUUGACACCAGCUAGGGUAGUGUAUUUGAGCUUUUCCUGUUCACUUACCAAGGAAUGAGUAUGUAUUACAAAUGCAGAAAAAUAAAUACAGUGUGUCAGUGGUCUAUUUAACCCGUUCUUAGAUGUGUUAAUUUCAGUAAGUAUACUGCUUCUGAUACGGAAAAUGUGAACUACUCACAUACUCCUUGAAAUAAGGAACCUUUUUGUCAGUCUAAGCCUACUAAGAGUAAGAAGUUGUAUUAACAACCUGUCCUUUUUAUAAGGCUUCCCUGCUAUGAGGUGUGUCAGUAGCAACUUGCUAGUUGGAACACUGUAAAUUUUGAAGCAUUGUGAGAUUUUGUGCAGAACAGAGUUUAAAAAAAAAGUAGGGGGGAAAGAAUGGUCAAGUGAGGAUUAUUUUGCUUUAUAACACAUGGCUCAGUAUUGGACAAGAUACUGGAAGUACUGAAUAGGAAGUUUGCUUACAGCAGUAAUAAUGUUCCUCUGCCGGUGCUCAAAGCAUGCACUGUUGAACUAUCCUGUGCACGGCUUAUGUCUUAUCUGCUAUCUUUCCUAAUCUGGUUGUAGUGUGUCUGGGAAAGGAAGUGCUGUAGGCAAUGCUGAAGACAAAAAGCUCUGAUCCCUGACUUAUCAGAACUGAUAAUUGUACAUCUGCACCCUUAUCUGGAGCUGCCUGCUGUAGAUGAUAUUGCCAUUCUGCUCAAAACCUCCGCUUCUUUUUAAGACAGGAGGAAGAAUGAUGUUUCAGUCAAAUUGAUUUUUCUUCUUUACCCUUCCUCCCCCUUGCUUCCAUUCUGGAAAAAAAAAAAAUCCCAAAGGAAUUGAGCCCGUUUCCUGAUUUCUGACACACAUCUGUUCUUAGCCCCGUGAAAUCCUGGAAAUGAGCAACUAUGUGAAUUUGAGAUGAUUCUGUAGGUCUUUAUGGUAUUUGGGUUGGUAAUUGAAAUUAAUGGUUUAUAAAGCAUAUCUAAGCUUAACUAUUUCUUGGUCUUCUGUCCCCUUUAAGUGGAAAUAGAAAAUGCUGGCUGGAAUAAAAAACCCUGAAGUAAAUUCUGGAAAAGUUUCCUGUGUUUCUCUUUCAAAAUAAUUAUGCUAUAGAACUAGAUUUUUUUGUGUGUGUGAGUGUUGUAUAACUUAUUUAAUAAAGAAGUUGUUUUAUAGAAGUUAUCAUAAGUCAGUUACCUUUUGAAAUGAUUAGCUGAGGGCAUGCAAGAUAAAUUUUUAGAUAAAGCCAUUGAUGUGCCUUACCUUAACAUCAAGCAAUAAAAAUGUUUCUACAGCUUU